Messenger RNA from Rotaria socialis, 369 nucleotides. The record is from the annotation of a GenBank genome assembly. NCBI's taxonomy places the organism in Eukaryota, Metazoa, Rotifera, Eurotatoria, Philodinida, Philodinidae.
AUGGAUGAUGAAAAAUAUUUUCUAUUACAAGAUAAAUCUGGACCAACUAACCGUGGACUUUACACUUCUGAUAAACGUACUACACCAUCACAAAUCAAAUUUAAAAGAGCCCAGAAAUUUGAACCGAAAAUAUUAGUUUGGAUUGCAAUAUCUGAAAAUGGAAUUUCGAAAUCGUUUGUUUUUGCAAAACAAAAGCAAGCUGUUAAUCCAAUAACUUAUUUGGAUAACUAUAUUGUAGCACGCUUAAUGCCAUUUAUUACAAGCCAUCAAAAAAAGGAAAACGUAUUGUUUUGGCCUGAUUUAGCUUCAAGUCAUUAUGGUCACAAUGUCGUGCAGUAUUUGGAUGAAUAUAUAUGUUCUUUCAUUUGA